AUGUCGGGCUUCAUGUCCAACUUCCUUCCAGGAGGAACCAGGGAUAAGGAUGCUGCCUCGAGGCCGGAAACUCCCACGAGAAACAGCUUCAUCAACCCUGCGAGCACGCCUCAAGGCAGUCCCAGCAAGAGGACGAUCCCCCCUGGGGCCAACGAGCUGCCCGAUGCAUUUGAAGGUGCACUUAAGUUGAACACUCCUGUCCUCGAAAGACCUAGACUUGAGCGCCCACUGAGCGUCAUCACCACGCCGCUGUCGCCAGGAAAGAGCAAUGUGGGCGAGUCGAGCCCGAAUGUGGACGAAAGCGUUCUGCACAAGGGAGUCACAUCCACCGGCAGCCCGUUGAAGAAGACCCAUGGACAGGAAAACACCCCUCCGGUCCCUCGCCUGGGUGGUACCGACUCGCCUUAUCAACAAAGCCACGCCGCCAUUUCUCGCCACGAGUUGUAUCAAACCAGGGAGAAACCUGUGACACCCCGCAACAAAUUCAACACGCAAAGGGCCCUCACCCCCGAAGAGUUGGAGAUUUUGCAACGUCCUAACGUUCGACGGCUGGUCAACGUCACUCAGCUCUACUUCCUUGACUACUACUUCGACCUCUUGACCUACGUCGGCUCCAGACAGAACCGCCUGGCUUCCUUCAAAUCAGAGGUCCCCCCUCCACCCGAAACUGACGAAGCGACAUACAAGCAGGUGUGGUCGAAGUAUGCGGGGCGAGAGCGCGCAAACCUGCGUAAGAGGCGUGUCAGACUUCGCCACGGCGAUUUCCAGAUCCUCACGCAGGUUGGCCAGGGUGGUUACGGUCAGGUCUUCCUGGCCCAGAAGAAAGAUACUCGCGAGGUGUGCGCCUUGAAGGUCAUGAGCAAGAAAUUGUUGUUCAAGCUGGACGAGGUUAGACAUGUGUUGACGGAGCGAGACAUUCUCACCACAGCCAAGAGUGAUUGGCUGGUCCGGCUACUCUACUCCUUCCAAGACGACAAGAAUAUCUAUCUUGCCAUGGAGUACGUACCCGGAGGUGAUUUCCGUACUCUGCUGAACAACACUGGUGUUUUGAGUAACCGACAUGCUCGAUUCUACAUUGCGGAAAUGUUCUGCUCCGUCGACGCCCUUCACCAACUAGGCUACAUCCACAGAGACUUGAAGCCGGAAAACUUCCUUGUCGACUCUACUGGCCACGUAAAGCUCACCGACUUCGGCCUGGCUGCUGGUUUCCUUGCGCCCGCAAAGAUUGAAUCCAUGCGAAUCCGUCUUGAGAAAGCUUCUGAGACGUCCGUACCAUUUGGAAAGCCCAUGGAUCAAAGAACUGUAGCCGAACGACGAGAGGGAUACCAGACGAUGCGUGCGAAGGACACGAACUACGCCAAGUCUAUUGUGGGUUCGCCUGAUUACAUGGCACCGGAAGUGCUUCGGGGAGAUGAGUAUGACUACACUGUAGAUUACUGGAGCUUGGGAUGUAUGCUUUUUGAGGCCUUGACCGGCUUCCCGCCCUUUGCAGGAUCCACUCCUGAUGAGACUUGGCGGAACUUGAAGCACUGGAGGGAGGUGCUCAAGCGACCCGUGUGGGAGGACCCCAACUACUUUUUGAGCAACCGCACGUGGAACUUUAUCACGACCUGUAUCAACUCAAGGUCCAAGCGGUUCUCCAAUAUUAAGGAAAUAUACGCGCACCACUACUUUGCCGAGGUUGAUUGGGAUACCUUGCGAACCACCAAGGCACCCUUCGUGCCCGAGCUCGAUUCAGAGACUGAUGCAGGCUACUUUGAUGACUUCACCAACGAAGCAGACAUGGCCAAGUACAAGGAGGUGCAUGACAAGCAACAGGCAUUGGAGAACAUGGCGGACCGUGAUGACGAGAUGGGCAAGAGUCUCUUCGUCGGCUUCACAUUCCGACACCGCAAGACCACGGAUGAUGGAAGCCCGCGCAAGCCGAUUCCGUUCAACAACAGCGGCAGCAACGAGGACGCUUUUGGCACAAUGUUGUAG
This is a messenger RNA of Colletotrichum truncatum, 1980 nucleotides long. RefSeq names its product serine threonine-protein kinase dbf20. Gene Ontology annotation, molecular function: ATP binding; protein serine/threonine kinase activity. Gene Ontology annotation, biological process: intracellular signal transduction; peptidyl-serine phosphorylation. NCBI's taxonomy places the organism in Eukaryota, Fungi, Ascomycota, Sordariomycetes, Glomerellales, Glomerellaceae. Gene Ontology annotation, cellular component: spindle pole body. The record is from RefSeq and is a predicted model, not a curated record.